Messenger RNA from Fomitopsis serialis, 2314 nucleotides. RefSeq names its product kinase-like domain-containing protein. Bases 437 to 2047 code for a protein of 536 amino acids. Gene Ontology annotation, molecular function: ATP binding; protein kinase activity. NCBI's taxonomy places the organism in Eukaryota, Fungi, Basidiomycota, Agaricomycetes, Polyporales, Fomitopsidaceae. The record is from RefSeq and is a predicted model, not a curated record. Gene Ontology annotation, biological process: protein phosphorylation. The transcript has 8 exons.
ACGCUCUUGCGACCAUCUCCGUAGCUCCAUAUUCUGCACUGUGGCGCCACUCGCAUGGUUCAGGUGCGUAUGAUGUGUUCUGUUUCAGUCGAAGUUUUCUCUGUCGAAAUAUGGGAACACAUCAUCGACAUUAUCGCAGUAACGGCGCGCACAACCUCCACGCCUGCUCGCUAGUGUGUAGAGCAUGGUCUGCCAGGAGUCAAUACCGCCUGUUAAAAAGCAUCACGCUGCGAAACGAAGAGGACACCGAGACCUUGGCCGAGCGUGCCAAUAUCGAUAUUGAUCUUCAAGUCGUGGAGCGCCUCACGAUACAUGGCAUGGUGGCUUCAAUGGUUACAGAGGUCCUAUCCCUCACUUGUUCACAUUCGCCGAGAAGCUGUUGCCAUUUCUACCAUGCCUCAGAGACCUGGUCCUGCGCGAUGCCGACUGGGGCGUCAUGAGUGGCCUUGAAGUCAACAAAGACGUCUUCAGGUGCCUCCGUACCUCCUCAUCCAUCAGACAGCUCCACCUCGACAACGUCCGUAUCUCCAGUAACAUCGUGUUCGCCCGUUUCGUCCAAGCUCUAGCCUACUGCAAGCAAGUCACGUUUUCGGACACUCAUGUCGGUCCCAGUGGCAUGUUUUUCAAAAAGGUGGCGAUCGGCACGAAGUCACUGCGAGAGAUCCUCGAAGAGCUCUCUGACGGACGUAUUGGCAGUUCAAGGCGGCCGUCUUUCGACGGUGAGUCUAGUGAAAGCGACGAAGAGCGCCUUGGGAACGUAAUCCAGAGCCAUACUAAUCUCGCGACCGAGGAUGGCAUGAUAACUACGGAUGAGUAUGACUCUGUGGUGCUCGAGCGACCAAUGCAGCCGCUGCAGGAAGUCUUCGAUAAUGAAGCAGGUCAACAUUUCAUCGAGCUGCUGAAGAGCGACACAUCCCUUCCAGAGUUGGACGGCGCAACCUACGACAAGGACAAUAUAUUGGGAACUCUCCUAGCAGUGUUGUCUUCGAAACAAGGCAUCCAGGUCGUCAAAAAGUUCGCACAGGCUGGGUGCCAUCAGUCAGCUGUGAACAUCUUAGACGCUGUACUAUACAGAAUCGCGCCCCAAUCCCGCUUGGCCACGACUCUGUUUCACACGCUCCGCGAGUUAUGCGUACAAUACGGUGAUAUACCUGAUUCUUUAAUCCUGCCUUACGAUUCCGGCGUCUUCUGGGGUGAUCGAAUAGAGUGUGGAGGAUACGCGGAUAUCUACCUCGGACAGUGGAAGAAGCAGGUUGUCUGUAUCAAGGCCAUCAAUGUGUAUAGGCGCGACUCCCUCGAGACGUUGGUGAAGACCAUUACCAAAGAAGCAACAGUCUGGAAACGUCUUGUACAUCCGAACAUUGCACCCUUCUAUGGUCUUGAUUGUGAACACUUCAACAUAAAUAUGAUUUGCAAGUGGAUGCCGAAUGGGAAUAUCAUCGAAUUCUUGAACAAGAAUCCGAACGCAAGUUGCUCACAGUUGCUCCUGGAUGUUGCUCGCGCACUCGAGUAUCUACAUUCUGACCAUGUCGGUAUUAUACACGGAGACCUUGAAGGAGCCAAUGUCUUGGUGGACGAACAUAACCGCGCCUGUCUCACGGAUUUCGGCCUCUCAACCAUCAUAUAUAAUAGCGGCACGCUAGACACGAUCGCGCAGGCGAGCCAUUUCAAGUCAACACUUCGUUGGAUGGCUCCAGAAAUACACGACCCCGGAGAAAGCGCAGUACCAUCAAGGGAGAGCGAUGUAUAUUCGUACUCUAUGGUGAUAUGGGAGGUAUUCACGCGGAAGAUACCGUUUCCAAACGUUCGCAGUGACGGGAGCGUCAUACGCAGAAUCAUCAACGGUGAAAGACCUCAGCGCCCGAUGGAAGCCACCUCCCUCGGGCUAUCCGACACCGUCUGGUCUAUCAUGGAACAGUGUUGGAGGGCAGACCCUUCCGCGAGACCGUCGAUGACGGACGUGAUUGCUCAACUGGAAGACGAGUGGUGUUUGCAAUCACCCUCGGAUGGAAUCAUUGCCAGCCUUGGCGAGCGGACUAUCGAAUAACUCGGACUGCCGAUAGAAAUGUACCCGGCACACUAGUACCGAGACCAUCUACUACAUACUAAGCUACUACUAAGUACUAGAUCUCCGAGGAUUGGCCACUGCAACUUUUCGUUGCUCUUUCAUAAUCUUCAUCUGAAAGGGAUAUGCAGCUCACUGCUAAGUUCGUAUGAUCCGAGAACACUAUAGAGACGUUCAAGCCCGUAUGUACAUAUGUAUACCAAACUUAAUGCUGCUCCCGAAUGUCGGGGUGUCCAACUUGUGUCCAAC